Homo sapiens (human) is the source of this 9832-nucleotide messenger RNA. It is a transcript of the gene DNAH10, whose product is annotated as dynein axonemal heavy chain 10. NCBI's taxonomy places the organism in Eukaryota, Metazoa, Chordata, Mammalia, Primates, Hominidae. Gene Ontology annotation, cellular component: sperm flagellum; axoneme; dynein complex. Gene Ontology annotation, molecular function: dynein intermediate chain binding; dynein light intermediate chain binding; ATP binding. The record is from RefSeq and is marked validated. Gene Ontology annotation, biological process: microtubule-based movement.
AGGUUGCAAAAGAAGAAUGGUCUCAGACCCUUUGGAUCAACCUGAAUGUGCAGAUUCUCCAGGAAGGAAUUGAAGGUUUUCUCAGGGCUCUCAGAAAGCUACCUCGGCCAGUCCGUGGCUUAUCAGUGACCUACUACUUGGAAGCAAAAAUGAAGGCAUUCAAAGACUCGAUUCCUUUACUUCUUGACUUGAAAAACGAGGCACUAAGAGACAGGCAUUGGAAAGAACUUAUGGAAAAAACGUCUGUCUUUUUUGAAAUGACCGAAACGUUCACCUUGGAAAAUAUGUUUGCUAUGGAACUGCACAAACACACAGAUGUUCUCAAUGAGAUUGUCACAGCAGCAAUCAAGGAGGUUGCCAUUGAGAAGGCUGUGAAGGAAAUCCUAGACACGUGGGAAAAUAUGAAAUUCACUGUAGUCAAGUAUUGCAAAGGCACACAGGAGCGAGGCUACAUCCUGGGUUCUGUUGACGAAAUUAUUCAGUCUCUUGAUGACAACACUUUCAACCUGCAGAGCAUCUCAGGAAGCAGAUUUGUGGGGCCUUUUCUGCAAACUGUUCACAAAUGGGAAAAAACGCUUUCUCUAAUAGGGGAAGUCAUUGAGAUUUGGAUGUUGGUUCAGAGAAAAUGGAUGUAUCUUGAAAGUAUUUUUAUUGGUGGAGAUAUAAGAUCACAACUUCCGGAAGAGGCAAAAAAGUUUGACAACAUCGAUAAAGUAUUUAAAAGGAUCAUGGGUGAGACCUUAAAAGACCCCGUGAUCAAGAGGUGCUGUGAAGCCCCAAACCGCCUCAGUGACCUACAGAACGUCAGCGAGGGCCUGGAGAAAUGCCAGAAAAGCCUCAACGACUACUUAGAUUCGAAGAGAAAUGCUUUCCCAAGGUUCUUCUUCAUUUCUGACGAUGAGUUGCUUAGCAUUCUGGGGAGCAGCGACCCACUCUGCGUCCAGGAGCACAUGAUCAAGAUGUACGACAACAUAGCAUCACUGAGGUUUAAUGACGGCGAUAGUGGAGAAAAACUGGUGUCCGCGAUGAUUUCAGCAGAAGGAGAAGUCAUGGAGUUUCGGAAGAUCUUGCGGGCUGAAGGGCGCGUGGAGGACUGGAUGACGGCAGUUUUGAAUGAGAUGAGAAGAACUAAUAGACUAAUUACCAAAGAGGCUAUUUUUAGAUACUGUGAAGACAGAAGCAGAGUCGACUGGAUGCUCCUGUACCAGGGCAUGGUGGUGCUGGCCGCUAGCCAGGUGUGGUGGACCUGGGAGGUGGAAGACGUCUUCCACAAAGCGCAAAAAGGGGAGAAGCAGGCCAUGAAGAACUAUGGCAGGAAAAUGCACCGGCAGAUCGAUGAGUUGGUAACGCGCAUCACCAUGCCGCUAAGCAAAAACGACAGGAAAAAAUACAACACUGUUCUCAUCAUUGAUGUGCAUGCCAGAGACAUAGUUGAUUCUUUCAUAAGAGGCAGUAUCCUGGAGGCCCGAGAGUUUGACUGGGAAAGUCAGUUGCGGUUUUAUUGGGACCGGGAGCCGGAUGAGCUGAACAUCCGCCAGUGCACGGGAACCUUUGGCUACGGCUACGAGUACAUGGGCCUGAACGGCAGGCUGGUCAUCACGCCCCUCACCGAUCGGAUUUACCUGACGCUCACCCAGGCGCUGUCCAUGUAUCUAGGUGGGGCCCCCGCCGGCCCAGCAGGAACCGGCAAAACCGAGACCACCAAGGACCUGGCGAAAGCCUUGGGCUUGCUCUGUGUUGUCACCAACUGUGGCGAAGGCAUGGAUUACAGGGCCGUGGGGAAGAUUUUCUCUGGCCUGGCACAGUGCGGGGCUUGGGGCUGCUUUGAUGAGUUUAAUCGAAUCGAUGCUUCUGUGCUCUCCGUGAUCUCCUCCCAGAUCCAGACGAUCCGAAAUGCUCUGAUCCAUCAGUUAACCACGUUCCAGUUUGAAGGGCAGGAGAUUUCCCUGGACUCCCGCAUGGGCAUCUUCAUCACCAUGAACCCCGGCUACGCAGGCCGCACGGAGCUGCCCGAGUCGGUGAAGGCGCUGUUCAGGCCUGUGGUCGUGAUCGUGCCCGACCUGCAGCAGAUCUGUGAGAUCAUGCUCUUCUCUGAGGGCUUCCUGGAGGCCAAGACUCUGGCGAAAAAGAUGACGGUUCUGUAUAAGCUGGCCCGGGAGCAGCUGUCCAAGCAGUAUCACUAUGAUUUUGGACUCAGAGCCCUGAAAUCGGUGCUGGUCAUGGCUGGUGAGCUGAAGAGAGGCUCCUCUGACCUUAGGGAGGACGUGGUGCUGAUGAGGGCCUUGCGAGACAUGAACUUGCCCAAAUUUGUGUUUGAAGAUGUUCCUCUUUUCCUUGGUUUGAUUUCGGAUCUGUUUCCUGGGCUGGACUGCCCUCGCGUCCGCUACCCUGACUUCAACGAUGCGGUAGAGCAGGUCCUGGAGGAGAACGGCUACGCGGUCCUACCCAUCCAGGUGGAUAAAGUGGUUCAAAUGUUCGAGACCAUGUUAACCCGCCACACGACGAUGGUGGUGGGGCCCACCAGAGGGGGCAAGUCCGUCGUCAUUAACACUCUGUGUCAGGCCCAGACCAAGCUUGGGCUGACGACAAAGUUGUACAUCCUGAACCCCAAAGCCGUGAGUGUCAUAGAACUCUACGGCAUCCUGGACCCAACCACCCGAGACUGGACAGAUGGGGUGUUGUCAAACAUCUUCAGGGAAAUCAACAAGCCAACAGACAAGAAGGAGCGAAAGUAUAUUUUAUUUGAUGGUGAUGUGGAUGCUCUAUGGGUGGAAAACAUGAAUUCUGUGAUGGAUGACAACAGGUUGUUGACAUUGGCCAACGGGGAACGCAUCCGGCUCCAAGCACACUGUGCCCUGCUCUUUGAGGUUGGAGAUUUACAGUAUGCCUCCCCUGCAACUGUCUCUCGAUGUGGAAUGGUUUAUGUGGAUCCUAAAAACUUGAAAUAUCGACCAUACUGGAAAAAAUGGGUUAAUCAAAUACCAAACAAGGUGGAGCAAUACAAUUUGAAUAGUCUCUUUGAGAAGUAUGUGCCCUAUCUCAUGGAUGUGAUAGUGGAAGGAAUUGUGGAUGGAAGACAAGCAGAAAAGCUGAAGACAAUAGUUCCUCAGACAGACCUCAAUAUGGUAACCCAGUUAGCCAAGAUGUUGGAUGCGUUGCUAGAAGGAGAAAUAGAAGACCUUGACCUGCUGGAGUGCUACUUCCUGGAGGCUUUGUACUGCUCUCUGGGAGCCUCCCUGCUUGAGGAUGGAAGGAUGAAAUUUGACGAAUAUAUCAAACGCCUUGCUUCUUUGUCUACUGUUGACACAGAAGGAGUUUGGGCCAACCCUGGGGAACUGCCAGGUCAACUUCCAACCUUGUAUGACUUUCAUUUUGAUAACAAACGGAAUCAAUGGGUCCCAUGGAGUAAAUUAGUUCCAGAGUAUAUUCAUGCCCCCGAGAGGAAAUUCAUCAACAUCCUGGUUCACACAGUGGAUACCACUCGGACUACCUGGAUAUUGGAACAAAUGGUUAAAAUUAAGCAACCUGUUAUUUUUGUUGGUGAAUCUGGCACUUCUAAGACAGCCACUACCCAGAAUUUCCUCAAAAAUCUGAGUGAAGAAACUAACAUUGUGUUAAUGGUCAACUUCUCCUCCCGCACCACGUCCAUGGAUAUCCAAAGAAAUUUAGAAGCAAAUGUGGAAAAGCGAACCAAAGAUACUUACGGCCCACCCAUGGGAAAACGCCUGCUGGUGUUCAUGGAUGACAUGAAUAUGCCAAGGGUGGAUGAAUAUGGCACGCAGCAGCCCAUUGCCUUGCUGAAGCUGCUGUUGGAAAAAGGCUACUUAUAUGACCGUGGGAAGGAGCUGAACUGUAAAAGCAUUCGAGACCUUGGCUUUAUUGCUGCAAUGGGAAAGGCUGGAGGAGGCCGCAAUGAAGUUGACCCAAGAUUUAUUUCGCUAUUCAGUGUCUUCAAUGUGCCAUUUCCUUCAGAGGAGUCUCUGCAUUUAAUUUAUUCCUCCAUCCUGAAAGGCCACACCUCGACGUUUCAUGAGAGCAUUGUGGCUGUGAGUGGCAAGCUGACAUUCUGCACGCUAGCACUUUACAAAAAUAUUGUGCAAGACCUACCUCCCACUCCGUCAAAGUUCCAUUACAUCUUCAACCUUCGAGAUCUCUCACGGGUUUUUAAUGGUCUUGUCCUCACUAACCCGGAGCGAUUCCAGACGGUGGCCCAGAUGGUGAGAGUCUGGAGGAAUGAGUGUCUGAGAGUCUUCCACGACCGGCUGAUCAGUGAAACAGACAAGCAGCUGGUACAACAGCACAUAGGCAGCUUGGUUGUGGAACAUUUUAAAGAUGACGUGGAGGUGGUGAUGAGGGAUCCCAUAUUGUUUGGAGACUUCCAGAUGGCUCUGCACGAAGGAGAACCACGCAUUUAUGAAGACAUCCAGGACUACGAGGCGGCCAAGGCUCUGUUCCAGGAAAUUCUUGAAGAGUAUAAUGAAAGCAACACCAAAAUGAACUUGGUUCUCUUCGACGAUGCUCUGGAGCAUUUAACCCGGGUGCACCGUAUCAUCCGCAUGGACCGCGGCCACGCCCUGCUGGUCGGGGUAGGGGGCUCAGGGAAGCAGUCUCUUUCGAGGCUGGCUGCCUUCACAGCCAGCUGUGAGGUGUUUGAGAUCCUGCUGAGCCGAGGCUACUCGGAGAACAGUUUCCGGGAAGACCUGAAGAGCCUCUAUUUGAAACUUGGGAUUGAGAACAAAGCGAUGAUCUUUCUGUUCACGGAUGCCCAUGUGGCUGAGGAGGGCUUCCUGGAGCUCAUCAACAACAUGCUGACCUCAGGAAUUGUACCUGCGCUUUUUUCUGAAGAGGAGAAAGAGUCUAUCCUGAGUCAGAUUGGACAGGAAGCUCUGAAGCAAGGCAUGGGGCCGGCCAAGGAGUCUGUGUGGCAGUACUUCGUGAACAAAAGUGCAAAUAACCUGCACAUUGUCCUGGGCAUGUCGCCAGUGGGGGACACCCUGAGGACCUGGUGCAGAAACUUCCCAGGUAUGGUAAAUAACACUGGUAUUGACUGGUUCAUGCCCUGGCCUCCCCAAGCCCUCCAUGCGGUCGCAAAGUCCUUUCUAGGGUAUAAUCCAAUGAUCCCGGCAGAAAAUAUAGAAAAUGUGGUGAAGCAUGUUGUCUUGGUUCACCAAUCCGUGGACCACUACAGCCAACAGUUUCUACAGAAAUUGAGGCGCAGCAACUAUGUCACUCCCAAGAACUACCUUGAUUUUAUUAACACCUAUUCAAAAUUGCUGGAUGAGAAAACUCAGUGUAAUAUAGCUCAGUGCAAGCGUCUGGAUGGGGGACUGGACAAGCUGAAGGAGGCCACCAUCCAGCUGGACGAGCUGAACCAGAAGCUGGCCGAGCAGAAGAUCGUGCUGGCGGAGAAGUCCGCCGCCUGCGAGGCCUUGCUGGAGGAGAUCGCCGUCAACACCGCUGUAGCCGAGGAGAAGAAGAAACUGGCAGAGGAAAAGGCCAUGGAGAUAGAGGAGCAGAACAAAGUCAUUGCCAUGGAGAAGGCCGAGGCCGAGACGACCCUGGCAGAGGUCAUGCCCAUCCUGGAGGCCGCCAAGCUGGAACUGCAGAAGCUGGACAAGUCGGACGUGACUGAGAUUAGGUCGUUUGCUAAGCCCCCGAAGCAGGUGCAGACGGUCUGCGAAUGCAUCCUCAUCAUGAAAGGGUACAAAGAGCUGAACUGGAAAACAGCCAAGGGCGUGAUGUCCGACCCGAAUUUCCUGCGGUCUCUGAUGGAGAUUGAUUUUGAUUCGAUUACCCAGAGCCAAGUGAAAAACAUCAAAGGCCUCUUGAAGACUCUUAAUACCACAACUGAAGAAAUGGAAGCUGUCAGCAAAGCCGGGCUGGGGAUGCUGAAAUUUGUUGAAGCUGUAAUGGGCUACUGUGAUGUUUUCAGAGAAAUCAAGCCCAAAAGAGAGAAGGUGGCCAGGCUGGAGCGGAAUUUUUACCUCACUAAACGGGAACUGGAAAGGAUCCAGAAUGAGUUGGCAGCAAUUCAGAAAGAGCUGGAAACAUUGGGUGCCAAAUAUGAGGCCGCCAUACUGGAAAAGCAGAAGCUGCAGGAAGAAGCCGAGAUCAUGGAGAGGCGGCUGAUUGCCGCAGACAAACUCAUCUCGGGUCUGGGGUCAGAAAACAUCAGGUGGCUGAACGACCUGGAUGAGCUGAUGCACCGGCGCGUGAAGCUGCUGGGGGACUGCCUGCUCUGCGCGGCUUUCCUCAGCUACGAGGGAGCCUUCACCUGGGAGUUCCGUGACGAGAUGGUCAAUCGGAUUUGGCAAAAUGACAUCCUGGAGCGGGAGAUCCCCCUGAGCCAGCCUUUCCGGCUGGAAAGCCUGCUCACGGAUGAUGUUGAGAUCAGCAGAUGGGGAUCCCAGGGCCUUCCCCCCGAUGAGCUCUCCGUUCAGAAUGGCAUCCUCACCACCCGGGCCAGCCGCUUCCCUCUGUGUAUCGACCCCCAGCAGCAGGCCCUCAACUGGAUCAAGAGAAAAGAGGAGAAGAACAAUCUGCGGGUCGCUUCCUUUAAUGACCCUGACUUCCUCAAGCAGCUAGAGAUGUCCAUAAAGUACGGGACCCCUUUCCUGUUCCGCGAUGUUGAUGAAUACAUCGAUCCUGUGAUUGACAACGUCUUAGAAAAAAAUAUAAAAGUCUCCCAAGGACGGCAGUUUAUUAUCCUGGGAGACAAGGAAGUGGACUAUGAUUCAAAUUUCAGACUGUACCUGAACACCAAGCUGGCCAAUCCCAGAUAUUCCCCAUCCGUGUUUGGGAAAGCUAUGGUGAUCAAUUACACUGUCACGCUGAAGGGCCUGGAGGACCAGCUGCUGAGCGUGCUGGUGGCUUACGAGAGGCGGGAGCUGGAGGAGCAGCGGGAGCACCUCAUCCAGGAGACCAGCGAGAACAAGAACCUGCUCAAGGACCUGGAAGAUUCCCUCCUUCGGGAGCUGGCCACGUCCACGGGGAACAUGCUGGACAAUGUGGACCUGGUGCACACCCUGGAGGAGACCAAAUCCAAGGCAACAGAGGUCUCAGAGAAACUCAAGCUGGCGGAGAAGACAGCCUUGGACAUCGACAGGCUGCGGGAUGGCUACCGGCCAGCAGCCAGGAGGGGGGCCAUCCUGUUCUUCGUCCUGUCUGAGAUGGCCCUGGUGAACUCCAUGUACCAGUACUCCCUGAUUGCCUUCUUAGAGGUCUUCAGGCUGUCACUGAAGAAGUCGCUGCCUGAUUCCAUCCUCAUGAAACGCCUGAGGAACAUCAUGGACACGCUGACCUUCAGCAUCUAUAACCACGGCUGCACAGGGCUGUUUGAGAGGCACAAGCUACUCUUUUCUUUUAAUAUGACCAUCAAGAUAGAACAAGCAGAAGGGAGAGUCCCUCAAGAAGAACUAGAUUUCUUUUUAAAAGGAAACAUUUCCCUGGAGAAAAGCAAAAGAAAAAAGCCCUGCGCUUGGUUGUCUGACCAAGGAUGGGAAGAUAUCAUUCUUUUAUCAGAAAUGUUUUCAGACAACUUUGGGCAACUUCCUGAUGAUGUUGAGAAUAAUCAGACUGUCUGGCAGGAGUGGUAUGACCUGGAUUCACUGGAGCAGUUUCCCGUCCCCUUGGGUUACGAUAACAACAUCACCCCUUUCCAGAAGUUGCUUAUUUUGCGCUGUUUCCGUGUGGAUCGGGUCUAUCGGGCCGUGACUGACUAUGUGACUGUAACAAUGGGAGAGAAGUAUGUGCAGCCCCCAAUGAUCAGCUUUGAAGCUAUUUUUGAGCAGAGCACUCCACAUUCGCCCAUUGUGUUUAUCCUGAGUCCUGGCUCCGACCCUGCCACUGAUCUUAUGAAAUUAGCAGAGCGAAGUGGUUUUGGAGGAAAUCGCCUCAAAUUCCUUGCAAUGGGUCAAGGUCAAGAAAAGGUGGCCCUGCAGCUGCUGGAGACGGCGGUGGCUCGGGGGCAGUGGCUGAUGCUGCAGAACUGCCACCUCCUGGUCAAGUGGCUGAAAGAUCUGGAGAAGUCCCUGGAGAGGAUCACCAAGCCCCACCCAGACUUCCGCCUGUGGCUCACCACGGACCCCACCAAGGGCUUCCCCAUUGGGAUUCUGCAGAAGUCCCUAAAGGUUGUCACCGAGCCACCCAAUGGGCUGAAACUCAACAUGAGGGCAACUUACUUCAAGAUCUCUCACGAAAUGCUGGACCAGUGCCCGCACCCUGCCUUCAAGCCGCUGGUCUACGUGCUGGCGUUCUUUCAUGCUGUGGUGCAGGAGAGAAGGAAGUUUGGGAAGAUUGGCUGGAACGUGUACUAUGACUUCAAUGAGUCUGACUUCCAGGUCUGCAUGGAAAUUCUGAACACGUACUUAACGAAAGCCUUCCAGCAACGGGACCCAAGGAUCCCGUGGGGCAGCCUCAAGUACCUAAUUGGAGAGGUCAUGUAUGGAGGACGGGCCAUCGACAGCUUUGAUCGCCGCAUCCUGACCAUCUACAUGGAUGAGUACCUGGGGGACUUCAUUUUUGAUACUUUCCAGCCAUUCCACUUCUUCCGGAACAAGGAAGUGGACUACAAAAUCCCUGUUGGUGAUGAAAAGGAGAAAUUUGUUGAAGCCAUCGAGGCCCUCCCGCUUGCCAACACGCCAGAAGUGUUUGGUCUCCACCCCAACGCUGAGAUUGGCUAUUACACGCAGGCGGCUCGAGACAUGUGGGCUCACCUGCUGGAGCUGCAGCCUCAGACAGGGGAAUCCAGCAGUGGUAUCAGCCGCGAUGAUUAUAUUGGCCAAGUGGCCAAAGAAAUAGAAAACAAGAUGCCCAAAGUCUUUGACUUGGACCAGGUGAGGAAGCGCCUCGGAACAGGACUCUCCCCCACUUCGGUGGUGCUCCUGCAGGAACUGGAACGCUUCAACAAGCUUGUGGUCCGGAUGACGAAGUCUCUGGCUGAACUUCAAAGGGCCUUGGCUGGAGAAGUUGGAAUGAGCAAUGAGUUAGAUGAUGUGGCCAGGUCUCUUUUUAUCGGGCAUAUCCCUAAUAUCUGGAGAAGGCUUGCUCCUGACACCUUAAAGUCCCUUGGAAACUGGAUGGUCUACUUCCUGCGGCGGUUCAGCCAGUACAUGUUGUGGGUGACCGAGAGCGAGCCCAGCGUGAUGUGGCUCUCGGGGCUGCACAUCCCUGAGUCCUACCUCACGGCGCUGGUGCAGGCCACCUGCCGGAAGAACGGCUGGCCACUGGACCGCUCCACCUUGUUCACACAAGUGACCAAGUUCCAGGAUGCAGAUGAAGUGAAUGAGCGGGCGGGACAAGGAUGCUUUGUCUCAGGACUGUACCUGGAAGGUGCUGACUGGGAUAUAGAAAAAGGAUGUCUUAUCAAGAGCAAACCCAAGGUGCUGGUUGUGGACCUGCCGAUCCUGAAGAUCAUCCCCAUUGAAGCCCAUCGCCUCAAGCUGCAGAAUACUUUCCGGACCCCCGUCUACACCACCUCCAUGAGAAGGAACGCCAUGGGAGUCGGCUUGGUUUUUGAAGCUGAUCUCUUUACCACGAGGCACAUUUCUCACUGGGUGCUGCAAGGAGUAUGCCUCACCCUGAAUUCUGAUUAACCUUUGGGUGAAGAAAACUGCUUAAUGAAUUCGGAGCCUGGGGUUGUCAGAGUGAUCGGGUCUGCUGUCAUUUCUUGGGGCCUCUCAAGAGGCAGGAGGGGGACUGACACUGAUUUUUCAUUUGAAAUCAGCCACUUAAAUCUCUUUCCAUACAAAUUAACCUGAAUGGUUUUGUUUUUAAUACUACUUUUUAAAAGGAAUUUAUAUAAUCAAAAAGUAAAUAUUGGAGAGUAUUUUAA